CGAUACUUUGUCCACCACUCACAGGACGUCAUCCGCAUUCCCCCCCCCACUACAGCAACCAGCCAAAUCCCCGAUUUCAAUCGCUUCCUGCUGCAACCUGCAUAACAUCCCACCCUCCAGUACUUAAGGCAACCCCGCCCCCCUCUCUCGCCCUCUAUCAGCCUUGAGUCUCCUCUGCUCAACUUCCAGCUUCCGCUCCAUGCAACCAUUCACACGUUUAGCAUUUGCAUCGCAAUUGACGUCCAAAGCUGCCCCGCUAAGAAUCGCCUCCUUCUCUAGACACCUUUCCACCACAUCUAGAACCAUGGCUCCCAUCGUCAAGGAGACCGACUACCUCGUCAUCGGCGGCGGUAGCGGUGGUCUCGGCUCGGCUCGCAUGGCCUCGUCCAAGUAUGGCGUCAAGGCCAUGGUUGUUGAGGGCAAGCGUCUCGGCGGAACCUGUGUCAACGUUGGCUGUGUACCCAAGAAGGUAACCUACAACGCCGCCGCCCUCGCCGAAGCCAUCCACGAAUCCAAGUCCUACGGCUUUUCCGUCCAGGAGACUGCUCCCUUCGACUGGACCACCUUCAAGACCAAGCGUGAUGCGUACAUUAAGCGCCUCAAUGGCAUCUACGAGAGGAACCUUGCCAACGACAAGGUUGAAUACGUCCACGGUUGGGGUCGUUUGACCUCGAAGAACCAGGCCGAGGUCACCCUUGACGACGGCUCCAAGAUCCUCGUCAACGCCAAGAAGAUCCUCAUUGCCGUUGGCGGUAGACCUACUCCUCCUCCUGCCAUUCCUGGCGCCGAGCUCGGCAUCAACUCGGACGGCUUCUUCGACAUUGACACACAGCCCAAGAAGGUUGCCAUUGUCGGCGCCGGAUACAUUGCUGUCGAAUUCGCCGGCAUGUUCAACGCUCUCGGAACCGAGACUCAUCUUUUCAUUCGCCACGAUACCUUCUUGCGCAACUUUGACCCCAUGAUCCAAGAGAGCGUCACCAACGAAUACCAGCGUCUUGGUGUCCACUUGCACAAGAAGAGCCAGACCACCAAGGUCGAGAAGGACGCCAACGGCAAGCUCACUGUCACCUACACGGAAGCCGGUGGUGCCGAGACCAAGUUGACCGAUGUCGACCACCUCAUCUGGGCCAUUGGCAGACAGCCUCUUACUCAGGACCUUGGUCUUGAGACCGCUGGUGUUAAGCUGAACGAAAAGGGCUACGUUGUCGUCGAUGAGUACCAAAACACCAACGUCGAGAACGUCUACGCCUUGGGUGAUGUCAGCGGUGGUGUUGAACUUACCCCUGUUGCUAUUGCCGCUGGUCGCCGCCUCUCUCACCGUCUCUUUGGCCCUGCUGAGUUUUCCAACCUCAAGCUUUCGUACGAGAACAUUCCCUCCGUGGUCUUCUCGCACCCUGAGGUCGGCAGCAUCGGUCUGACCGAGCCUGAGGCUAUUGAGAAGUACGGCAAGGACAACAUCAAGAUCUACAAGACUGGCUUCACAGCCAUGUACUAUGCCAUGAUGGACCCUGAGCAGAAGGGCCCCACCAACUACAAGCUUGUUACUGCUGGCCCUGAAGAGAAGGUCGUCGGUCUUCACAUUAUGGGUCUGGGCAGCGGUGAGAUGCUGCAGGGCUUUGGUGUUGCAGUCAAGAUGGGUGCUACCAAGGCUGACUUUGACAGCUGUGUGGCCAUCCACCCAACAAGCGCUGAGGAGCUGGUUACUCUGAAGUAAGCGUAUUGUCUGAAUUGAUUAAGCUAAUAAAUGUAUAUAUAUCUAAAUAAAGGAAGAUAAAUCAUGUUAAUCUACGCUUACGUCAUGCAUGAGUGAUUGAAUACAGAUCGUAAUUGCAUGUGUCUUGUUAUUAUGAAAACCUCUACGGUUUAAUAAACUUGGUCAUGAGGAAUUGAGGUUCACCACAACGUGACCCUUUGGCAACUUCAACAAGUCCAAGAGAGGAGUAGAGGGGAUACCCAGAUGGAGUUGCUAUAAGCCAGACAUCUUGGUUGCUGGCUACUGCUUGGUCCAGACCCCAGAGUGUUAACAUCUUACCAACGCCCUUACGACGAUGGUUGGGAUCGACACCAAUUGCACUUAGCGCUUCGAUUAAAGUUCCGUAAGCAAUCGCUCAAGCAGUAUCUAACUUUGGUUUGCAUAAAAAGUGACUUACUCCACAUAUCCGCACGAUCUUUAUCUUGAAACGCACUAGUUCCAUUGGUCAUGAGGUUCUCGAUUUCUGCAUUUGCAGCUUGAACAGCACCCAUAUCAACAUAUGCCGGUAUGUUAGGAGAGCUCUUUUGGUCCGUAUCUUUUGCUUUGUCGGCAUUCUCUAAUGUCAGAGCGUCGCGUUUUCGAGGAGGUGUCCAUUGUGCACAGCCAACGACACGCUCACCCAGUCCUUCGGCGCCGUGGUCGACGGCUACAAUCCAUCGUCGCGCCGUGGAUUGAAUUGCCGGUCGUAUCUGCUCUCUCAAAAACUCCUUUUGAUCCUCAGUGCCUGGUUUUACACUUUUCGAGGCUGGAAACAUGGCAUUGCGAAACGGAGUAUCGAGA
[Torrubiella] hemipterigena is the source of this 2533-nucleotide messenger RNA. The record is from the annotation of a GenBank genome assembly. Lineage: Eukaryota; Fungi; Ascomycota; Sordariomycetes; Hypocreales; Clavicipitaceae.